This is a messenger RNA of Orbicella faveolata, 2111 nucleotides long. RefSeq lists its product as uncharacterized. Lineage: Eukaryota; Metazoa; Cnidaria; Anthozoa; Scleractinia; Merulinidae. The record is from RefSeq and is a predicted model, not a curated record. Gene Ontology annotation, biological process: SCF-dependent proteasomal ubiquitin-dependent protein catabolic process. Gene Ontology annotation, cellular component: SCF ubiquitin ligase complex. Gene Ontology annotation, molecular function: protein binding.
AUAAAUUUUGGCGGUUAAUCAUGAAUCUCAACGUUCGUUCGCAGAAUUGUAAUUUUCCAUUUACAUCUUUACCCACCCUUGUGGUUCACCACAUUGCUCAGUAUCUCAACCGACGUGAUCGUCAAAACAUGGCGCAAGUGAACAGAUAUUUACGGAAAGUGUUCAACUCUCCUCGACUAUGGAAAGACGUCAAAAUACGUAUACCUGAUAAGAGAAUCGAUCCACAGGCUUUGGAGAGCCUUAGAGUAAGAGGUGUAACAGACUUAGAUGUGUGUAACGUUAAUUUUGAACUUCAAAGCACGACACUACAACAUCGUCUCGAGAGACUUUCCCUUUCCGUAACAAGGUCAGCCACCCUCGAAGUUCUUUCCAAGGCUGCGUCAAGUGGUCAUCUUUGUAAUCUGAAGAGCCUGGCAUUUGGAGAUUUAGACGUCAUCAUAGGCCGUAAGUCGAGGAUAACUUUUCUGAGCCUGUUUAAAAGCUUGCCGAUGAUGGAAGAAGUGAGCUUUGGGCACGACUCAAGUUUUACUGCGCGUCAGGAAAUCUGUGUGCCUUUAACAGACGAGACUAUACUGGCAGUUGACCUCAAGGAGGCGUUAUGUUACUCUGGAAAAUUGACAAGCAUCUCACUAUUGUGUUUUGAGAAAGUGGGGAAGUCUUGGCUCAACACAGUGAUGAUUAAUAAUCCUCAUAUGCAGUCUUUAUCCCUUCGUCGCAUUAAACAUUUUGCUGAGGAAGGAUCUGAUGAUGCAGCUGAUCCUACAGUGUGUUCUAGCUUAAGAACAUUUCAGUUGACCAUGCCUAUCCUUGCCAAGUUUUCUUGGUACAGUGAAGCAGCCAACAAAUUACUAUCAUGGGCUUUUCCUGGUAACAAACCGAAUGAAAAUGUUACAAGUUUGGAGCUGAGCACCUACAUGUACCUUGUCUCCUGUGAAUCUGCGAUCUUUCCACUGCAUAAGAAAUUCCCGGCUUUGAAGAAACUGAUUUUGACCGACUCCAUACUACUACAGGGCUACUCUCUGCAAAGCUUCCCAAGUUUUCAAAACUUGGAAUGGCUUGAAAUAAAGCAUACCACCAUAAGGGGAAAUGGAUUAUUGUUUUUUUCUGAAAGGGUGGGUAAGACUCUGUGUUACUUGGGCUUGCCAAGGCAGCGUCUGAUUAGAGACUAUCAUUUGAGAGACUUGGCAGGUAUGUUUCCUGUUUUGAGAACUCUUGAUCUCAGUCAAUGCACGUGUAUAACUGAUGCCAUACUUGUUGAGUGGUAUAUCAAACACGAUAAAAGUGAGUGGCCACAGUUGAGAAAACUUGUGUUGAAAGGUUGCCAGGGAAUCACGCAAGAGGUGGUCAACUCUGUGCGGUUGAAAACAAGAAAUCGCCUUCUGAUUGAUUUGUGAAUUCUGACAUUGCUUAAUAUCAACCUCGUCAAUAGAAAUGAGUGUUAAAAUAGAAAAUAUGUACUGGUUAAUUUAAAUGUGGCCCAUAAAAGCCCGAGGAGUAACACACAGUAAUUACAUAGUGAUAAAUAUUUGUCACUUACCAUGAUGUUCCCUCAAAUAAUAGUUGUCCCCUGAUUUAUCUGCCCCCCCCCCCAACCUUAAAGAUUUGAAUCAAUAGUACUUCUCAAAAAAAAAAAUCAUUAUUUUUCUUUCACCACCCCAAUCAAAUUCCUCUACCUCUCUCAUAUUUUCUCAUUCCCCAUGAAGUUACACCUGUCCUUGGAAUGGAUAAGAAACAAGCAGUGCAGCAUUUAGACUGAUAACUUGUAUCACUCAAGCUCCAGAUCAAUGGCAAGGAAGGCAUUGACAUUAAGAAAUUAGGAAAAGAAACAAAGGUUGACAACACAUAGAUCUCAUUUCAAUGUUAACUCACUUUUACUUGAUGUAAUUAUUUUGGGAAUAAAUGGGAUAUGUACAGUGAAACAAAAUAGUUAUGGCGCCAUUUCAGUGAGCAGUAUUUAAAAUUAAUUCAGCACCGGAUAAUUGUCUCUAUAUGAAUAUCGCACAAAUGGCAAGAUUUUGUAAUUUCUAGCCAGCUUCGCUUGACUUAUUGUGAAUUUUUAUUGAGAGAAGAUAAAAGCUAUUCAACUUAUAAACAGCUCACAUGAUUGUUCA